Lates calcarifer (barramundi perch) is the source of this 1348-nucleotide messenger RNA. Its product is annotated as E3 ubiquitin-protein ligase TRIM39. Gene Ontology annotation, molecular function: protein binding. NCBI's taxonomy places the organism in Eukaryota, Metazoa, Chordata, Actinopteri, Centropomidae. The transcript has 3 exons. Bases 87 to 716 code for a protein of 209 amino acids. The record is from RefSeq and is a predicted model, not a curated record.
GUGAAUCAUUUCAGACUUUGCAGGCCCUGAGCACCAUAUCUGACACCAAGGACUGGUCAAAGAUCAGGGUUUACUCAGACCUGUGCAUGCAGUCAGUAAGGAGAGCCAUGUCUUAUCUUGUCCACACUUUUCAAACAGAACUGAAAACUCUGACAAACACAGAGCUGACCAGAAUGAAGCAGUAUAAAGAGUCAGUCACGUUCGACCAAGCCACUGCUGGUAGCUACCUUGUGGUGACUGAAUCUGGGAAACGAUUGAAGUACUCCAAAUAUGCAAGCCCCUCAUCGUCUGAUGACUUAAACUUAGACAGGUUUGAUUGUCCCAUGGUUUUAGGGACGAAGGGCUUCACCUCUGGGCGGCACUACUGGGAAGUCCAAGUGGGCUUUAGAAACGACUGGGAUGUUGGUGUUGCCAAGGAAACAGUUAGCAGAGCAGGGACAAAGACUGUGAAAAGAGAAAAUGGAUUCUUUGCGAUAGAAAAGAGUGGUUUUGGUUAUCAAGUUCAUUCUACACCCUACACAGUCCUGAACCUGUGUCCCAGGCCAAGAAAUGUAGGAGUUUAUGUGGACUAUGAGGAAGGAAGAGUCUCUUUUUAUGAAGUGAAUCAGAAGCUGCACAUUUACUCUUUCAUAGGAGAGUCUUUUACAGAGAAACUGUACCCAUAUUUCUAUCUGUACAGUGGAGCAAAGAAAUCAGAGCCCUUAGUAUUGCAGUAACAGUAGAAACAGUAGAAAAUUCUUCUAAGGUCAAAACUCACUUAGGACUAAAAGAUAUGAUGUGUCUUAUGUGCAUAAAGAAAAUAGAUUUGAAAUGUAAAAAGAAUUUGGGACGCAUUUCUGCACAAGUGAAACACCAGCCUAUAUGGACAACUUCAUUGAUUGAAAUACCUGUAUCUGUUCUGUCAGACUGUGUGUGCAACAAACAACUGAAAAAUAUGGCUGAAAUGCAUCCUGAUUAGACACAGUGUAAUGCUGUUUCACUGCUUAGCUUGUUCAUAAUGAUUUUUCCUUCAAGUUCACUUACAUCCAGGACACCAGGUGUCUUGGUUUUGGAAGGGCUUAAAAGAAAGAGGUCGCCAUUUUUCAAAUUCUUCAUGUGUUGAGCACUGCUACAACCCCAUAUGCACCACUUCAACAUUUAGAAAAGUCUGAAGCUUGACAGGCCUAUUGUGCUUGGUUAGGUUGCCUAGGUUCAGGAAGGUUUAGUGUCAGUUUACACUUGAAUUAAAAUCAAUGCACUUGUCAGGUGAAGGUAUAAUCAGGUAGUGUACAUAAUAAAUUACUUUGCAUCCUGUCAAAUGUUUCAAAGAACAUCUUUCCUCACUAGAAUAAAAGCUGAAUAAAGGUAA